AUGAAAAAGCGCGGCAAUUUGAAAUCGACCAAUAAGAGCGCCGUAUUUGAAACCCGCACUGUGACGUCUAGGGUUUCUUAUAUCGCUCACGGUCAUCAGAAACCACAGAAUAGUGAUGACUUUUUAAAAGAUUUUGUUUCAGAAGCUGUUUUCCUUACAUCUGAUGGUAUUUAUAUUAAUAAUAUAAAGAAAAAUGUUGUAAUAGAAGUGAUAUGUUGUGAUGCACCUGCGAAGGCCUUCCUCAUGAAAGUUAAAAGUCAUUCAGGGUUUUCUUCUUGUACGCGCUGUACAAUUGAAGGUGAAUAUCAACAAACCCGUGUUUGUUUUCCUUACUUAGAAAAUGGUAGCACUAUUAGAACGCAUGAUGACCAUAGACAAAUGAAACAUGAAGAACAUGAAAUACAUCCAUUACAAUUUCAAGUAUUUGUUCAAUUUUAA
This is a messenger RNA of Macrosiphum euphorbiae (potato aphid), 438 nucleotides long. The record is from the annotation of a GenBank genome assembly. NCBI's taxonomy places the organism in Eukaryota, Metazoa, Arthropoda, Insecta, Hemiptera, Aphididae.